GCGCUCGCGAUGUAUAUUUUAUUGAAAGAUUAACGAUCGAUCUAAUCUGUGUAUAAUCUAUAUUAUAUAUGUAAAAGGUGGAUAGGUGGAUAAAGCAUAAAAGUUGCAAUUGAAAUCCAGAGACAAAUGAAUGAAUAAAAAAAAGUGUUUUUAUUAACAACAACGGAAAUCCCAUGUACUCCCGUUCGAGCAAUUACGGUUUUUUUUCUUCAUUUGUCUAUAAUAGUUGUUGUGGAAAGAGUUCAAGCAUUUAGGCAAAUUCGUCAUUCCUGACUAAUUGGAAUUUUCAUUCUUUGACUUUUUGCUCUACAUGUAUCCCAUUUAAAGAGCGAAGAGUUUUUUUUAAUGUCGAAAAUAUUGUUUACAAAAAUCCCGAUUUAAUGUAUUUGUGGCUGUAAAGUGUGUGUGCAUACGAUGGAUGCGCGAACGCGACGUAAGCUGAACAAAUUCACUAGAAUCGAUGUUAUUUUUGGAAUUACACGCUUAUUUUGUCGGUGUUUAAAAACGUGAUUGUAUAGAGUAGUACACGACGAAAACCAUGUUCAAGGCGAGAGAAAAAGAAAAAGACCGAAUAACAAAUGCCAAAAAAACAUACAACGCUUGAAAAACAGCAAUCAUAAAAAUUUGUUACUUUUUCGUGUGUCUGGUUGAUGUACAGCGGGAAAAACAGACGAAAAAACGGAGUGAAUAUUUAGUUAGACUUUUACAUGGUGCGAUGAAAGAUGUGCUCUUUGAUUCGAAUGAUGUUGAUUUUCAAUGGAGUUUUCCACAAAUAAACGGAAAACAAAACAGUUUUAAUUGUGUAGCAAAACGUAAUAGGAGUUUCCAAAAAUCGGUUUAAAAAAAACGUCGUGGUUUCAAUUGAUAUUUUUGGGUAGCAACGAUGGUUCUUUUUAAAUUGUGUACGAGCGGUUCGCUCGAUAUAACGAAUCUCUGUGAAAUUGAUGUGAUUAACAUUGGAUCAUCAGUAAUUGCGUGUAUUUUGCUGAUACUUGGCAUUGGAUACAUUCUACAUCAGAAUAAACAAAGAUGCAAAACGCUAUUUUAUUUGCAUAAUGUUCGUUCUGUGGUGCAAUUUAUUCUCUUUCUCAUCAACACAUUCGAAUUGGCUGAAUCGUAUCUGGCUGCUGCCAUUACAGUCGACGAAAAUAUAUCAAUAUCACCAUUACAAAUACCCUACGCUUGGAUGUCAUUCGCUUUAACGGUGUUAGUGAUGGCAUUUGUUCGCGUUUGUGAAAUUUCCGAUAAAUCAGGUUAUCUGUAUUUGUCGGUGCUGUGCCAAAUAUUUGUUUUCGUGACGAAAAUCUAUAAAGUCAUUUUACUUAUGGAAACAUUGGAUUUAAAUGACUUACGUCCCGUUCUGAUUGAAUGCACAAUCGUUGGGCUGAUGCUUUUGGUUCUAUUGGAUUCGUAUACCAUUUAUAUCGAGUCGAGCUUUACAAACGCAGUGAAAUCAACGCUGACGCCGGAUGAACAUAUUGGAUAUAAGCAUUCGCAGGCAACGUUUUUAUCGAAAAUUACCUUUUACUGGUUUACACCGUUGAUUUUACAAGGAUACCAUGAGCCACUUGAACUCGAAGAUUUAGGUACACUUCAUGAAGCAGACACCUGUCGAACCCACUACGAUCGAUUUCAUUUUAUCUACAAAAGCUUUAAGCUGGGGCGCACGCUUGCAGAACAACAAGCCACAAAGCCAUGA
Messenger RNA from Contarinia nasturtii (swede midge), 1699 nucleotides. It is a transcript of the gene Sur, whose product is annotated as ATP-binding cassette sub-family C member Sur. The record is from RefSeq and is a predicted model, not a curated record. Bases 884 to 1699 code for a protein of 271 amino acids. NCBI's taxonomy places the organism in Eukaryota, Metazoa, Arthropoda, Insecta, Diptera, Cecidomyiidae. The transcript has 6 exons.